Molecule: messenger RNA, 615 nt
Organism: Penicillium malachiteum
Lineage: Eukaryota; Fungi; Ascomycota; Eurotiomycetes; Eurotiales; Aspergillaceae
Product: protein transporter TIM23
Exons: 2
Coding region: 1-615 (204 amino acids)
Biological process (GO): protein import into mitochondrial matrix
Cellular component (GO): TIM23 mitochondrial import inner membrane translocase complex; mitochondrial inner membrane
Molecular function (GO): transmembrane protein transporter activity
Source: RefSeq, a predicted model, not a curated record
AUGGCCAUCUGGGAUUCCAUCAGCGGUCGCAAGCAGGAGCAGACCACUGCUUAUGACGCGCCCGCUGCACAAGACGCUACUUCUUUCCUCUCCGAAGUCGCUAUUCCCGACCCUUCCAGACUCCAUCCCCUGGCCGGCCUGAACCAAGACACUCUUGACUACCUUUCUCUCGAAGACUCCGCCCUUGAUGCGACCCCCGGCUCCCGUUCAGUCUUGCCUUCCCGCGGAUGGUCCGAUGAUCUCUGUUAUGGUGCUGGCACCACAUACCUUGCUGCUCUGGUUGCCGGAGGUGCAUGGGGAAUGGCUGAAGGCUUGAGCAAGACUCCCUCUACCGCCCCUCCCAAGAUUCGUCUGAACGGUGUUCUUAACUCGAUCACCCGCCGUGGUCCGUUCCUCGGUAACUCCGCUGGUGUUGUUGCGAUGGUUUACAAUGGUUUCAACUCCGCGAUUGGAUACGCCCGUGGCAAGCACGACGCUUCAAACAGCGUUGCUGCGGGUGCACUGAGUGGAAUGCUGUUCAAGAGUACUCGUGGUGUCAAGCCCAUGAUGAUUUCUGGCGGUAUCGUGGCCUCUAUUGCUGGCACUUGGGCCGUGACACGGAAAGCAUUCUUCUAA